This is a messenger RNA of Acaulospora morrowiae, 1300 nucleotides long. The record is from the annotation of a GenBank genome assembly. NCBI's taxonomy places the organism in Eukaryota, Fungi, Glomeromycota, Glomeromycetes, Diversisporales, Acaulosporaceae.
UGCUUUCUUCCGAUAUUCUUCAUGAAGUUUUUAAAUAUUUCAGUGACCCGACGACACUUUAUUCUUUGGCUCGUGUUAACCAUUUGUGGAGUUAUAUAGCGAUUCCUCUAUUAUGGCGACAACCAUUUGAAAUAGUUACUCAAGAACAAUAUCAUAAGAUAAUUCAAACUUAUGCCAUCUGCCUUCCAGACAGUGCUAAAGCUCGCUUGGUAUACGCAGGAAUAAAGCUAGUUAAUCAUCCUCAACCGGCUUUCAACUAUCCGGAAUUUCUACAGAACUUUGACUCCGAUAAAUUCCGUCAAGCUCUCAACUUGUGGACGGAGAUAACAAUAAUGAACGGGCUUUAUGAAGACCCACUUAAUGUUUUCUGCAGGCCUUUGAAGAGAGUUCUUGGACCCCUAGUCAAAGAUUGCUAUAUAACUUACCCGAAAAAUAUAUUUCACCGAGUACUAAAUAAAUGUCUGGAGCCGGCAGUAAAAGAUUACUAUUCUCAACAUCCUAGAUGCAGCGUGACAAAAGAAAUCACCCAUCUGAUAUUUAGUCGGUGUAAUAGAUUAAAAAGUCUCAGGGUUUACAUUGGCGACGAGCAUACCUUAUCAUUAAUGGACAUGGACUUUGCUUUACUUACCGAGCGACACAAUGCCCUAUUAAAUCUUCAAAGAUUUGAGUUGACUAUAAGAGCUCCUCCUUUGCACGGAGAACAGAACUUUCAAGAAAAUAAUGACAUCUUAACAAAUCUAUUUACGAUGAUGUCGACAUACGCAACAAGUAUCCAGGAAAUGAAGAUUCAGUCUUACACAACCGGCUUACCAACCCUAGUUCACGAUAGUCUGUAUCGGAUGAUUGAAUCACAAAGGAUGUUACAGUCUUUCAUGUCCAAUUAUUUUUGGAACGCAACCGAUAAUUCUUUGUUUAAGGCUUUGCUGAACCAAUCGCAUUCACUGAACAGAUUUCGUCUUUGGGGUCUAACGCACUUUGACGAUUCUUUGGUAAUAGGGUUACUGGAAUGGAAUGCUUUGGAGACGUUUGAACUAAUGGGUUGCCCGGUAUCCUCUUUGCCUGAACAUUUCCAAAAUGGUCAGCUGAGAAUCAGAAACUUACAUAUCGGUAACGGUUACGGUUCAUAUCCAUUCAUAACGAACGGCCUGCUCAAGAUGAUUAAUUUAAAUCUACAAAAAUUAGUGGUAGAAGGUGCAACUCCAGAGAUAAUAGAUGCGAUCACCGAGAAUUGUCCCCAGAUUACUCAUCUCUCUAUUUGUGCUUACGAAGAUAUAUUUCAAUCUUUACCAAGGUUACUUUC